Molecule: messenger RNA, 1287 nt
Organism: Dacryopinax primogenitus
Lineage: Eukaryota; Fungi; Basidiomycota; Dacrymycetes; Dacrymycetales; Dacrymycetaceae
Product: G protein pathway suppressor 1
Exons: 5
Coding region: 1-1287 (428 amino acids)
Cellular component (GO): COP9 signalosome
Source: RefSeq, a predicted model, not a curated record
AUGAGCCGCACCAAACCAGAAGUCAAAGUCGACGAGAACCACCCGUUUGAUCUCGAGGCAUACAUCUCAUCGUACUCUGGCAAGAGCCGAGUGCGCCGUUUGCUGCAUAUUGCAUCCUGCUGCCCUUCGCUCUCAGCACAAGCCUAUCAGCUGGCAAUCCAGACCCUGCUCACUAUGCGCGACGCUCACGCGUACGUGCAUGCGGUCGCCGCGUAUAACCAGUUGCCGGGAGUGAUGCAGGUGGAUCAAGAUCAGGAAUGGAUAGACCGCGUGCGAGCAGAAAAUCAGAAUCAGCGUGAAAAGCUGGAGGUGGAGCUGCGAACGUAUCAAAGCAAUAUGAUCAAGGAAAGCAUCAGGAUGGGUCACCGAGAUUUAGGUGACUUUUUCCGAGCGAUCGGUGACUCGGCCCAGGCGAUGAAGCAUUACACCAAGUCAAGAGAAUUCAGCACAACAAGCCAACAUGUACUUGAGAUGUGUCUUUCGGUUCUUGAGCUGUUGAUGGAACAAGAAUCGUACAAUCAGCUGCAGAACUUCGUAUACAAAGCGGAGUCCGUCAUUGAUCCUGGGAUACAAAACCAAGACGCGAAAGGCGCCAAGAAGAAGCCGGCCGCACAGCCAGGACUUGAGGACUCUCCGAUCGUGCAGAGCAAACUACAAGUAGCCAACGCGCUUGGCUUCCUUGGGAGGGGCGGGUAUGAGCAAGCAGCAAGGGCUUUCUUACAAGCUGGGACGCAACUAGGAGAUUGGUCAAGUAUGAUAACUCCUGGUGAUAUGGCGGUGUAUGCAUCAUUGUGCUCACUGGCCACCUUAUCUCGAUCGGCAGUCAAAACGCUUGUUCUAGAAGACGAGAAAUUCUGUGUCUACCUCGAACAAGAACCGUACAUGCGCGACAUCCUUGAAGCAUAUAUGAACAGCAAAUUCAAGACUGUCCUAGAGCUUCUCGAGCGCCAUUCUGCCCGACAUCUGCUAGAUAUCCACCUGUGGCCCCAUGUUCAGCAUCUCACUACUCGCAUCCGCCGCCGCGCCAUUAUUCUUCAUUUCCAGCCGUACGCAAGUGUUCAGCUCAAUCGGAUGGCAGAGACUUUUGGAAUCCCCGUUGUCGAGCUCGAGAAGGAGGUCAUCGGCCUUAUUCAGGAUGGGGAAAUUGCAGCACGAGUCGACAGCACGGCGAAAGUGCUGCGGGCGAGGAACAAGGAUCAGAGGGCCGCAUUAUUCGCUCGUGCCCUGAAGGUUGGGGAGGAAGCCCAAGCUCAGAGCCAGAAGAUUCUCCUGAGGAUGAGGCUGUGA